This is a messenger RNA of Coregonus sp. 'balchen', 3556 nucleotides long. The record is from the annotation of a GenBank genome assembly. NCBI's taxonomy places the organism in Eukaryota, Metazoa, Chordata, Actinopteri, Salmoniformes, Salmonidae.
GCGCCUCUAACUGCAGACAACUGAGGGCAGAGCAUGGGCCAUCUUGGUAGAAUAGUCCUUCUUACUCAGUUGCUAACCUUACAUCAUAUUUGGGGUAAGAUAAACUUGCAUGUUACAUAUUUGCACGUGUUUUAUUGGUAUUUGUCAUUUUGCGGUGGUGGCGCGUGUAACGUUUCCUCGGAGGUUCACAAUAUUUCCAUCGCCUGAUUCGCAGCUGUUUUAUGACGUGUAGCCAACAUUUAUUAUAUACCUGCACUUGAUAGCGCAUGUUAUGAAAAUACUUGCUUUAAAAUGUUUAUUGACUUGCGACUGCACCUUUGGGACUACACCAAAUCGAAGUAAUUCAUUCAAAGUUUCUGUAGCCACUUUGUGUUUUCAUAUCUCUUGCUGUAGAGUAGGUAUAGGCUUAGCGCUCGAAAAACCUUCUCUCUGCAGGGUUUUCAGCACAAAUCCUAGCCUUAUAUAGGUGUGUAGUAAUUUAACCUUUUUUUGUUUUUUGAAAAUUAUUUAUUGCUGAUAUUAAAGAUCCGUUCCUUAUGUUUCCAAAACCGUAUCGCAAGCGAUGCGUGUUCACGUUUAGAGCAAGAGUCGGGGCUCUUAACAAAAGUAUCGUUAAUCAAUAAUCGCUGAAGGUAGUUAUCAUCUAUGAAUGGGCUUGGAUAGUCUAUAAGAAAAUUCCAAAUGUAUUUCUCCAUUUGUAUGCAUUAUAGGAAACACCCUGCCGACCUGUGACACCAAAUAUAAGAAAACUAACAAACGGGGAGAGACUGCUUGAACUUGUCCAAUAAGAAAUGCUAUUUUUGCUACAGUGCACUAUGAAUAUGAUCCAGAUCACAUGUACAUAAAAUAUAUUGAUAUAAGGGAUUAAUUGCAUAUGACAAUUUUGUCAUUUGUGAAAAGAGACUUUCAUUUUGGCUGUGUUUCAGGGGAGCGGACCUGCCCAGGGUUUCUGUGUAAAGAUGGAGGCUGCAUUGUCCAGAGUGCUCUCUGUGAUGGCACCACAGACUGCCGUGAUGGCUCUGACGAGUUAGAAGACCUCUGUGGUAAGAGCUAUGGGAAAGAUGACACCUCUGCCACCAGGGUUGGGCUCAAGUAACACAUGGAACAAAUUGCUCUGAAAGUCAGUGUGUGAAGUGCACAUUUCUUUAUCCAUCCGAUUUCCUCACAGCCUCUUUCAUAAUCUUAAACACGGGGGGGGCACAUUCACUAAGCCUUUGCACAAAUGCAAACUUUGCUUAAAGCGGCAAUCAGUAGUUGAAACAAUAACAAAGCGUUCUCCCCUGUUUCGGUAAAAGGUUGAGGGCUGGAGAAAUUAAACCACUUUCAAAUUCAUAGGCAUAACUAUGGAUGCAAGGACUGACCAUCCAUUAUAUAAAAAAUAUAGUUUUAACCAUGUUUUGAGGUUAUAUAGGGUUUGUUUACAUUUACUUUGUUUACAAACAUUGGAGUGAAACUAGCAUAUAUUUUGCGGUACGACAGUUGAACAAAGCUGAGGAGGCAUUUCAGUUAUAUUCUUCAAGAAUCAAUGGGUACAUUUCUUUAAUUCAGAAGUCCAACAAUGGAUGAAGCAACUACACAUUGCCCCUUUAAAUUCCAGAGGGAUUAAAGCAUAACAGUAACCAGCAAAUCCAGGUUUACAAAAUAAAAAUACCUAAACAGCAAUAAAUAAAGCUGAGCUGUGUUAGUACACCAAUGACAGAAUGUGUAAGGGCAGUGUGCAAUAUGUAAUAUGUAUGUGGUUGUACGUGAUGUGUAGAAUAUGUAUGACAUGGGUAACGUACAGUGUAUGUAUUAUGUUGUUGAGUGUGUAAUGUACAGUGUCCUUUUUUCUUAGACAAUUUUCCCCUUGAGGACAUUUUAAGGUUAAUUCUAUCCUAUUCUAUACCAAAUGGAAAAGUCGGUCAGUUUACUAUAAUAAUAGAUAAUAAUAAUAGGUGCAAACUUUGCAUUUAAAAGUUUAGGAAUUGUGCCCCUUUAUUUAAAGUACAUGACCACUAAUUCCUCUCUAUGGGCUCUAAUCCUUCCCAGGUGUUCUCCAAUGUAAGAAGGAUGAGUUUGCCUGCGGCAGUAGGCGAUGUGUAUCCCUCCGCUUCCGCUGUGAUGGCACUGAUGACUGUGGCAACGGCAGUGACGAAGCCUCCUGUCAGAACUGUACAGCCGACUCCUUCCUCUGUGAGCGGACAGGGAGAUGUGUUGCCAGGGUCAAGCUGUGUGACGGACGGCCCGACUGCCCUGAUUGGCAGGACGAGGGCGCUGACGCAUGUCCCUCCGGCCAGCCCUCUGCCCCUCACACCUGCUCCAACUCUGAGUUCAGUUGUGGGGACGGCCAGUGUAUGCCUCACUCCUGGAGAUGUGACCACUCGCCUGACUGUGCUGACGCGAGUGAUGAGGACGACUGUGGUGAGAUAUAACUUUUGUCACUUUAAAACAUUACAUCUAGAUCAUUAGGUAGAAAAUAGAAGAAUAUGUACUGAAACGGGGACCACCUGGACUUGUCUAAUUUGAACACAACCAUGCACUGCUGCUCUCAUCCUUAUAGACCAGCAGGUGGCAAAAUAGUCUAGCCCUCGACUAAAAAGCACUUUCAAUUUUCUAUUGAGCAUGCUUUUAGUCCAGGAGUAGGCUUAAGAAACUGGCAGAACAUUCUGGAAUUUUAGAGAAUAUAUAUUUUUGGUCUGUGCGCUAUAAAAGUACAAACGAGCUUUGUUUCACAUUCUGUAAUGCAUUCCCUGAUAGCCUACAUAGUGUCACAUUGUUUGGAUAGGUAAUGUCCCUUAUCACAAUGAUAUCUUUAAUUAUGUGUGUGUCUAAGCUUCUGUUUUGUUUGGCACGGUACACUCUGCUUGGCUAAAAUAUUGACAUUUAAAGGCAGACUAUGUUGGUUGACUAAUUUGAAUGAUGCAGGCACAUUUCUUAAGUAAUGACAAUGGACAAAUGUUCUCCAACUUGUUUACGACAAUGCUACAGAAUGAUUGCUCAAUGUUCUAUUGAACUGUUUUGGUCCUGUAUUCACUCUUUCCUGUCACUGACCCUGUAUCUCUCCCUGUGUAGAUCAGAAUGAGUGUCUGGUGAACAAUGGUGGUUGUUCUCACCUGUGUGUGGACCAGCCAAUGGGCUUCCUCUGUGACUGCCCUGCUGGCAUGAGGCUGGUGCACGACUCCCAGUGUGAGGGUGAGUGGCAUCUUCGAGAGACAUUGAUGGGGCCCAGAAUUUUCCGGACCAUGUGAUCAACAGUCGGUCCCAGGUCAUGUGGUCAGGAUAACUAAUUGCCCGAGUAAUUGGUCACACCAGCGCACUACAAUGCAUCUGUGAUAAUUGGUUGAUUAGAUGACUCAAAUUAAACUUAUGGUAGACUCCAAUUCACAUAGAGUAGAUAUCCUCUUGAAAUAAUGAAGUACCCCCUUUUUUCUCAGAAAUUGACACGUGCCUCGACACUGACGUCUGCAAUCAGCUAUGUGUACAUGUCAACGGGACUUUCUCCUGCGACUGCCAUGAGGGCUACCUGAUGAGCCCAAGGACAGGGGAGUGUAAAGCUAAAGGUGAGGGCAAAUUCUAC